AUGGCUGACCACAAAUCGCCGCUCGGCUUCACCGUGUUCCGAGGGUUCGCCGAAAAUGGAUGCUAUGUUUGGUCGCCCUUUGUUACCAAGCUAGAAGCUCGCCUUCGAUUUGGUAACAUCUCCUAUCGUACGGAACCCGGCUCUCUCUCCAAGGCCCCUCGUGGAAAAGUCCCAUAUGUCUCAAUCGACCGCGGAGAUGGAAAUUGCGAGACCCUGUCCGAUUCGACCCUGAUAGCUCAUGCUUUAAUCGAAUCGGGAGAUGUAGAGGAUCUCAACGGCAACCUUACGGCAUCUUUGAAGCUUCAGGACCUGUCAAUCAGGGCUUUGCUAGAGGAUAAGCUUUAUUUCUAUCAGGCCCAUGAGCGAUGGAUGCUGAACUACUACACCAUGCGUUCCAAGAUCCUUGGAGCCUUAUCCUGGCCCCUCCAGGUCAUCAUAGGUAUUUUUAUCUACAAGAAGAUCGUACGGACUAUCGAGGGCCAAGGUAUCCUGAAGUUCAGCAAGGAAGAGAUUGCCAACUUGCAUCAAGAGAUUUGGGACACACUCAACAGCCACAUGAUCGCAAUCAGCCGCCCAGGCGACCGGGAAACUCCUUUCUGGAUUCUCGGUGGGGAUGCUCCAACCGAAGCAGAUGCCACAGUGUUUGCCUUCAUUGCGUCUAACCUCGUAUGCGACGCUGCGCCAGAAACAAGAGCCAAACUCAAGGCCAACGAAGCCCUCAUUGACUAUGCCCUACGAAUUCACAAAAAGUAUUUUCCAGACUACGAGAUGUGGAACUAA
Penicillium daleae is the source of this 780-nucleotide messenger RNA. RefSeq lists its product as uncharacterized. The transcript has 3 exons. Bases 1 to 780 code for a protein of 259 amino acids. The record is from RefSeq and is a predicted model, not a curated record. NCBI's taxonomy places the organism in Eukaryota, Fungi, Ascomycota, Eurotiomycetes, Eurotiales, Aspergillaceae.